AUGAAAAAGGGAGCUCUCAUAGGGUGCGGGUUCUUUGCCCAGAAUCAUCUGCAUGCCUGGCAAGAAUUGAGCGGCGUCGAGAUUUCGGCCCUGUGUGACCGGGAUACUGCCCGGCUCAGGGGGACAGCUGACAGGUUCAAUAUCGAACGCACCUACGCGGAUGCCGCCGAGCUCCUGAAUGCUGAGGAGCUGGACUUUGUCGAUAUUGCUACGACGGUCCAGACCCAUCGCCCGCUUGUCGAACUUGCAGCGACUUCGGGGGUCAACAUCAUUUGCCAGAAGCCAUUCGCCGAUACCAUGGAGGAUGCACAGGCGAUGACGCGUGCUGCCGACGAUGCCGGCGUAACACUGAUGGUGCAUGAAAAUUUCAGGUGGCAGUCGGCCAUCCGGGCGGUGAAGGACGUCCUGGACAGUGGACGGAUUGGAAACCCUUUCUGGGGCCGCGUGAGUUUUCGCUCCGCCUACGAUGUCUAUUCAGGCCAGCCUUAUCUUGCGACAGACGACCGCUUCAUCAUUCAGGACCUCGGCAUUCACAUACUGGAUAUCGCCCGUUUCCUUUUCGGUGAUGCACGCUCCAUUGCCGCGAGCACAAAGCGCGUCAAUCCGCUGAUCAAAGCAGAGGAUGUGGCGACCAUGAUGCUGGUUCACGAGACCGGGGUCACCAGCAUUGUCGACUGCAGCUAUGCUUCCUUGCUGCCGCGCGAGAACUUUCCCGAAAGCCUCCUUGAGGUCGACGGGCACACUGGGUCAUUGAGACUGUUGCCCGGCUAUCAGCUUGUGAUUCAGUCUGCCGACGGCACCGAGCAGCAGGACGUUUCCCCGCCCUUGCUGCCCUGGGCCGAGCGGCCAUGGCACAACAUCCAGGAAAGCGUGCGCAACAUACAGGAGCACUUUAUCGACUGCCUGAACGCGUCUGCUUCGCCCGAAACGUCGGGUAAGGACAAUCUGAAAACGCUGGAGUUGGUCGAGGCUGCCUAUCUGUCUGCCACCGACGGAAAUCGAACCAUUCAGCUGACCGGUUCAUGA
This is a messenger RNA of Effrenium voratum, 1026 nucleotides long. NCBI's taxonomy places the organism in Eukaryota, Dinophyceae, Suessiales, Symbiodiniaceae. The record is from the annotation of a GenBank genome assembly.